Molecule: messenger RNA, 2118 nt
Organism: Besnoitia besnoiti
Lineage: Eukaryota; Apicomplexa; Conoidasida; Eucoccidiorida; Sarcocystidae
Exons: 6
Coding region: 1-2118 (705 amino acids)
Biological process (GO): mRNA splicing, via spliceosome
Cellular component (GO): U2-type spliceosomal complex; RES complex
Molecular function (GO): RNA binding
Source: RefSeq, a predicted model, not a curated record
AUGCAUUCUUCCGUGGAAAAACCCCCUGCGGCUUUCGGGUUGUCGGGCUCGUCUGCGUCGAACGCCCCUUCUGCGUCUUCUUCCAAACUCGGAUAUCUGCAGAAGUACAUGGGCGGGAGUGCCUCCACCCAAGGAGGGGGCGUUUCUGCUGUCGAGGACUCAAAGAAGAAAAAGAAGAGGAGAAAAGCGCCGGGAGCGCCGUCUUCGAGCGGCGGCGGAGUGACCGGGGGCUUCGUUCUGAACGACGCGUUAGACGAGAUUGACGUCCGACCUCCGACUCGAGGCAAGCGCACAGCGACUGCCUCUGACUUUCUUCAGGCGGUGCAGUUUGGGAGAGUUCUCAAGCCGACGUCGGGGGCCCACGGGCGGGCCUACGCGUAUCAAGAUGACGAGGAAGCGGCUUUCGGCUCGGACGGCUCUGAACAGGCCGAUGAAGAAAUCGUUGUGGUUGACGCAGACGGACGCAACGUGUCGCUGAACGAAACUCAGGCAAAGCGCGUCCACGCCAUCGUGCGAGACCAAGAAGCGCGGGAAAUGGGUCUCCCUGCACCAGGCGCGAGAGCCGGAGGCCGGGUCGAAGCCUCUUUGUCCCAGGAGGCGCGUCCGCCACACGCGCGAGACGAGUAUCCUGCGACGCGAGGAGAGUGCCCCCAAGAGCACGCGAAACAAGAGCGCAGCGAGGUCGAUGACGCCUGGAAAAAAACGAUAUCCUGGGGUCCACGUGAAGACAAAGAGUCGCAGGAGGGAGACCGGUACGCGGCCGAACCGACAGAGGCGCACGCGGCGGCGGCCCGAGGUGAAGGAGCCGCCGUUGACUUGUCUGUGUUUAAUGCACCUGUGCCGAGCCGUCACCGUACAAGUGCAGGGGCGAAUCGUAGCCCUCAGACCGCCCUCGCAGACCUCGAAGACUCUCCCCGUCGUCGACCGAGCCGACAGGAUUCGAAAAGUGUGGCUGCAGCUCGAGACACUGAGGAUUUAUCCCCUCCACGAAGGCGCCCCCACCUCGCGGGUCUCGCAGGCCCCAGCAAAGACCCCAGUUCAGCCCAAGCGAGAGAGCAAGCGGAUUUAUCUCCACCGAGACGGCGUCCCGUACACGGGAUGAAAUCCGAGCCCGGCAUGCCAGUGUCUCAGAGCCCUUCGGGGUCAAAGGCGAGCGACAUGGGGGAUUUGUCGCCCCCCCGCCGCAGACCUGCGCAUGCGUCAGCUUCCCACGACCACCCGCCGCGCCCUGUGGCUUCACCGUCGGUGUCGGCAUCCUCUUCUUCGUCUGCAUCCUUCGCCACCGCUAGAGAGGGCCUGCGGCCGCGGUCUCUUGAGAGGCGGACAGAUCGCGACCUCUCUCCGCCGCGACGGCGGGCAGCGGAGAGCAAAUCGAACGAUGAGGAGCGAGGGCGAAGAACUGGAAGGGAGCGAGGGAGGGAGAGGGACGAGGGGGAGAGAGACUCGGGAGAGGCGGGUGCGGACCGCAGAUCGAGAACCGAACCCGAUGAGCGAGACGGGCAAAAGUCAACGGGCCUCUUGACUCUCGAAGAUUACAGGAAGUCUGGCGUCGCCAUCGAGAGAGAGGAAAGCCUCCUCACCAAAGAGCAGCUCGAACGAGAAGCCGUUCGCCAAGUGGUUUACCGUGACAAACAGGGCCGCAUCAUCACAGAAGCAGAGUGGCUAGAGCUCCAGGAGGGACGAGGAAAAAAGCGCAAGAAGGAGCGCAGCCCCGCCCCUGAGCUUGAGUGGGGCAGGGGCCUUGUACAAAAAGAAGCCCGUGAGAAGAAGGCGCAAGAAGAUGCAAAGCUCGCGCAGGAGCCACUGACGAGGUACGAGAUCGACGACGACUUCGACAGAAAUCUUCAAGAUCGAACUCGGUGGGAGGACCCUGUGAACCGGGUGCCUCAGAAAGCUAGCGAGCAUGCAACGCCAUGGAUCGCUCCUGAACAGCCAAAGAAAACAAAACGGCCGAAAUGCCCUCACGAUGCACCUAGGAACCGGUUCGGCAUCUUGCCAGGCUAUCGAUGGGACGGCGUCGUCCGCGGAAACGGCUACGAAGAUCGCCGUCUGAAGGCUAUCAACCGGAAAAAGAUGGAGGCCCAUUUGGCGCACAUGAAUAACGUCGCAGACAUGUAA